Volvox carteri f. nagariensis is the source of this 516-nucleotide messenger RNA. RefSeq lists its product as uncharacterized. Gene Ontology annotation, molecular function: protein binding. NCBI's taxonomy places the organism in Eukaryota, Viridiplantae, Chlorophyta, Chlorophyceae, Chlamydomonadales, Volvocaceae. The coding region runs from base 1 to 516 and encodes 171 amino acids. The record is from RefSeq and is a predicted model, not a curated record. The transcript has 4 exons.
AUGUUCGGGCCCGAAUCGGGGCACCUGGAGUCACAGGUCCUGAUAAUGCUGCUAUUGCUGCUAGCGGGGGUCGCUAGUAGGCAUCUGCAGCUUGCCUGGGCAUCCCGCACGGAGGCUGAUGACGCGGCGGUAUUGCUGACUCUGGCAGGUCCCUCACCACCCUCCUAUUUGAGCAGCUGGUCGGGUGUGGCGCCAUGCAGCGACGGCUGGGCAUGCGUGACCUGUUCUGGCCAGCGUGUGACGGCAAUUGACCUAUUGGGCAACAUCACACUGCCUGUGGGAGCACUGCCAGCCACCAUCAGCCAACUAGACGCACUGCAGCUGCUGCGGCUCGAUGGUGCCGGGCUGGGGGGGACGCUGCCUCCGGACUUAUCGGCGCUGUACAGUCUAACUUCCCUGUCCCUGUCGUACAAUUCCUUCACGGGUAUACUGCCGGCGUCCUGGAGCGCCCUCGCCAACCUACGGUGUGGCCGGAGGUCAUGGGGGCGGGCGGGUUUAGAUGCGACAAUGGCAUGA